Panonychus citri (citrus red mite) is the source of this 627-nucleotide messenger RNA. RefSeq names its product oxytocin-neurophysin 1-like. Gene Ontology annotation, cellular component: secretory granule; extracellular region. NCBI's taxonomy places the organism in Eukaryota, Metazoa, Arthropoda, Arachnida, Trombidiformes, Tetranychidae. Gene Ontology annotation, molecular function: neurohypophyseal hormone activity. The record is from RefSeq and is a predicted model, not a curated record. The transcript has 3 exons. The coding region runs from base 47 to 478 and encodes 143 amino acids.
UCGUUAAUAGUUAGAUGAGCAAUCGAAUUAAGUAAAUCAACUAAUUAUGUUGUUCUCGUUCAUUUUAUUAACUUUCCUCGUUAAUUUCCACCUCGAUGAAGCUUGUUUCAUCACUAAUUGUCCACCCGGAGGGAAAAGAUCUCAUGGUGACAUUGACCAUAUGAGAGAAUGUCUUCGUUGUGGUCCAGGUAACAAAGGUCAUUGUGUCAAUUCAAAUGUUUGUUGUGGUUCUGACUUCGGGUGUUUAAUCAACAAUCACUAUUCGGAUCCAUGUAGAGCUGAAAAUUUCAUUCCGAUCCCAUGUAAAGUCCCUGGUAAACUCUGUUCAUCAGGUCAAGGAGUCUGUGUUUCCAAUGGGAUCUGUUGUAGUUCAGGCGGAUGUUUUAAUGAUUUAACCUGUGAAAAUGAUACACCAACUAAUGAUGAAUCGAUUCAACGUAUCUUUGAUUCACAAUCUUCACAUACAAUUCAAAUUUAAUCGUUCCAAUUAUAAUUAUGAUAAAAUAUUAACACGUUAAUUAAAACUUUCCUUCAAUUUUGUUUGUUUGAGAAAAUUCAAUCAAACUUAUGGUAAACAAUUAAAGAUUGAACUCAAUUUUCACUCCACAUAUUAAACAAUUCAUUUUA